Hemibagrus wyckioides is the source of this 2945-nucleotide messenger RNA. It is a transcript of the gene keap1a, whose product is annotated as kelch-like ECH-associated protein 1a. The transcript has 7 exons. Bases 926 to 2719 code for a protein of 597 amino acids. Lineage: Eukaryota; Metazoa; Chordata; Actinopteri; Siluriformes; Bagridae. The record is from RefSeq and is a predicted model, not a curated record. Gene Ontology annotation, molecular function: protein binding.
UAAGGAACAGAACGCGGCUAUAUCCAGGCCCUAGGUAGUGCGCUGACGUAGGGAUUACCGGGGUCAAUUUGAACGCGGCUCCAAGUAUGCGGAAUUGGCUUCUGUUCGAGCGCAUAAAAUAAACCGAAUUAGGUCCGAGCUUGUUUUAAACACAGCGUCCAUCGUGUGGACAUUUCGGUACAAAAAAUCGAAACCAAGAAAAUGAUGCAAUAAACGCCAAUCAUGUCCAUGUUGAAGCUCCCGCUUCCGGGUUUUGUCGUGGGGGCGAUUGUGCGCGUGCUGACGCAGCUGAACUCGGCCGAGGUCGGAGUUGCACAGUCAUGCUGAUGUGGAUCAGACUUAUGGCACGGCAGUAAACAGCUGGAGAUAAAAAAAAAAAAAAAAAAACUCCGACUUCUUUAUGAUAUUGCGGUAUUAAAAAGAAGGCUCACUUCCGUGUUUCAGCAUGCCAAAAUCGGAGUGAAAAAGCAAUGAGUGUCACGCGCGCGACCAGAAGUUAAAGAGAGAACUUCAUUGUACUCCACAACGUAGUGCCUUUUGGUUGCUUAAAGAGACAUUAUGGAUUGAUCUAUUUUCUGGAUUUGUGCACCAUAUCAGAGAUCAUGGAUGCAUAACACAGACACACAUACUGGAACAGUGACUGAAGAUUUUUGUGUGGAUUUCGGAUGAUUUCGGACAUCUAGCUGUUUUGGUGCAAUUUUUUGUUGCCAUCCAUGUGAUAUUCUCUCUGUAUUUGGUCUAAAUUGUUGAACAAUGCCGAUUUGGAACGAGAGACAUCCCAGUCAAGAUGGAUUUAGAGUCAAACAAAAAAAAAAUGGCUUCCUAUCACCCAGUGACUACCAGUUGUGUCUGUAUUACUUCAUGACGCGUGGUUGGAUCUAGACUCUUUUUCCUGUGAAACCAAAUAACAACCCAGGCUUGGAGAAUGAUAUGUCCAAGGAAGAAGAGGCCCAUCAAAGAUGAGGAUUUUUCAGCCAUCGUGGUCCCCUCCAUGAAAGGCCAUGGUUAUCUGGACUACACCAUCGAGAGCCACCCUUCCAGAGCCCUUCAGCUCAUGGACGAGUUGCGUCAUCAUGGACUGCUCUGUGACCUGGUCCUUCGAGCAACAUACAAAGAUACGAUAAUGGAUUUCAAGGUGCACAAACUGGUACUGGCAGCCUGCAGCCCAUACUUCAAAGCUAUGUUCACCAGCAACUUCCAGGAAUGCCAGGCCUCAGAGGUGACUCUCAGGGAUGUUUGCCCUCAGGUGAUCAGUAGGCUGGUGGACUAUGCCUACACCUCCCGGAUCACAGUAGGGGAAAGGUGCGUGCUGCAUGUCCUGCUGGCUGCCAUGCGCUUCCAAAUGGAGGAUGUGGCGAAAGCAUGCUGUGACUUCCUGAUGAAGAACCUAGAGCCCUCAAACGUCAUCGGGAUUGCCCGGUUUGCAGAGGAGAUCGGCUGUGUCGAGCUGCAUCAGCUGUGUCGGGAGUACAUCAAUAGUCACUUCAGUGAGGUGACCAAAGAAGAAGAGUUCUUCAGCCUGACGCAUUGCCAGCUACUGGAGCUCAUCAGCCAGGAUAGCCUGAAGGUUCUGUGCGAGACCGAGGUCUACAAAGCCUGCAUUGACUGGGUGCGGUGGGAUGCCGAGGCUCGCUCUCAGUACUUCCAUGCUCUGCUCAAUGCCGUGCGUAUUUACGCCUUGCCGGCCAAGUUCCUCAAGAGGCAGCUGCAGUCAUGUCCUAUCUUGAGCAAGGCCAACUCCUGCAAAGAUUUCCUCUCUAAGAUCUUCCACGACAUGACCCUCCGCAAGUACCUGCCCCCUACUCCAUACCGAGGCACCAAGUUGAUCUACAUGGCUGGGGGUUAUAAGCAGCACUCACUUGCCUCUAUGGAGGCUUUUGACCCACGAAACAACACCUGGCUGCACCUGGCACCAAUGGCGCAACCGUGCAGUGGCUUGGGGGCCUCUGUACUGUUUGGGCUAUUUUACACUGUGGGGGGUCGGAACCUUUCAAUGCAGAGCAACGCAGAUUCCGCAACACUGUCCUGCUACAACCCCAUGACCAAUCAGUGGACCCAGCUUGCUUCUCUUAAUACAGCCAGAAAUAGAGUGGGCACUGGGGAACUUGACGGGAGCAUCUAUGCUGUUGGAGGAUCCUAUGGCUCCACUCAUCACAACACAGUGGAGAGGUACGAUCCAGAGACAAACAGGUGGACAUAUGUUGCGCCAAUGUCAGUGGCACGCCUGGGAGCUGGGGUAGCAGCAUGUGGCGGGGCUCUGUAUGUGGUGGGGGGCUUCGACGGGCAAAAUCGGUGGAAAACAGUGGAACGAUAUCAACCAGACACCAACACUUGGCACCAUGUAGCAUCCAUGAACACUGCCCGAAGUGGCUUAGGUGUGGUGUCUAUAGAUUCUUACCUCUACGCAGUGGGCGGUUACGAUGGCCAAUGGCAACUCAACACUAUGGAGAGAUAUAACGUAGCUAGAGAUGUCUGGGAGCCUAUGGCAUCCAUGGCCCACAGUCGAAGUGCCCAUGGAGUCACGGCCUACCAUGACAAACUCUUCGUAUUUGGUGGUUUCAACCAGAAUGGUUUCCUGUCCAGCGUGGAGAGUUACUGCCCAGGAAGUAACCAGUGGACGUACGUGACUGACAUGCCGGUGGGCCGAAGCGGGAUGGGAGUGGGUGUAACUAUGGAGCCAUGCCCGGGCUGCCUUCCAGAGGAAGAAGAAGAAGUAUGAUGUAGACUUUGAACUUUGCACCGUCAUCACAGUUCAUGCCUUGCCCACUGAGUUGGGGGCAGAUUCAAGGCAGUCUUCCCAGCUGGAACUAUUUUGACUCUGAGGCAGUAUUUGACAAGACUGCGCUGUGUGUGUUUUGUGUGUUUUUAAAAAGCAAUCGUUGGAACUACUGACAUUUCCUGAUGAGCUUGGAUAGAUAAAAUCUGAAUAAAGGUUUUGAUCUGUA